This is a messenger RNA of Pieris napi, 1898 nucleotides long. RefSeq lists its product as uncharacterized. Gene Ontology annotation, molecular function: nucleic acid binding. The record is from RefSeq and is a predicted model, not a curated record. Bases 177 to 1673 code for a protein of 498 amino acids. Lineage: Eukaryota; Metazoa; Arthropoda; Insecta; Lepidoptera; Pieridae. The transcript has 7 exons.
GAAGUUGGCAUCACUGCCUUGGCCUUGAUUAUAAAGUAUAAACAUAAUUUUUAUUAAAAUCGGUUUGUAUUAAUUGUGUAGUAUUUUAAUUUUUUUCUUUAGAAACUUGUGUCUAAAUUACAGUGCACAGGUUUAAAUGAAAAGAUACCUUGAAGAGCAUUUUACAAUAACAGAAAAUGAGUAAAAACCGAGGUUUACCACCACUGAUGUCGUCUGUACCGAAUUAUAAUCAGUUUUUUAGAUCAGCUGAGAAUACAAAUGACCAUCAAAUUGAUGAUAUGGGUGGUCCAAGAGAUUUUCAAAAUAGACAAAUUCAAGGACAAGGACCAAGACAGAAUGCAAUUGAGAAGAGAUUGAAUCACGCACUACAGCAGCCAGUUGAUUUGGGAAAAGGAGAGAGUAUGAUGAAGAAAAUGGGCUGGUCUGGCGGAGGGUUGGGCAGGUCUGGAGAAGGUAUUGUGGAACCCAUCGCACCAAAUGCUGCAUAUGCAACAAAUAAACAAGGUUUGGGUAAAGCAGAGAUCCAAGAGACUUUCGAUAAACGUGGCUGUGCCGUUUCGAAAACAUUCAAGCACUCGUUUGGGCCUAAAGCAACAGAUAACCAACGGUUAAGGAAAGAGUCUAAAGCGAAACAAAAUCAAAAACCGAAGCGCUCGCAAUUUACGACCAAAAUGCACAGCAAAGCCAAUAAGAAGCAACUCAAAGAAAUCUUAACAACAUCCGUGCUGGAACAAAUAUUAGAUUUCGUUCAAAACGAAAGAGAAGUAGAAUUAUUAUUUGAUAAAAACUUAACAAACGUUGAAAGAAAAACUGUUCAUAACCUGAUUGACGAAAUCAGUUGUAUACAUACUUGCGAUGUUGGAAAUAUGACACAAAUGGAGUUAAUAGAACAAAUAAUUGAAUACAAUGACUACCAUUUGCAUACGGAGAGCUCUGGAAAGCAGCCGAAUAGACAACUUGGCGUAUACAAAGACGCAAAAGAUUUUAUGUUUCUGGUAAUACCAGAGGAUUUAAGAGAAGAGGAUACCGGAGAUAAUGAGAAGGAGAAAAUAGAUGAAUCUAAAGAUGAUUCGGAACAAGCAGAGGAAAAUACUAACGAAGAGUUCAAGUGUGUUGGAAAAGAAGUAUCUAGUUCGUAUUCUGAAAAAAAAUCAAUCAACAGAAAUAUUACCAAAGGAGAAAUUAAUGAUGCAACGGAUAAAAUAAAAAAUCUAAAUACAGGAGUUAUACAUUUGUGCAAUGAGGAUAGUACUUCUAAUACAGAUAAAGAAAUUUCAUUUCAAUCGUUAUUUAAGAAGGCAGAAUUUCCAAACAAUAAAAAAUUCAGAAAAAAACUAGCGGAAGAAGAACACAAAUUAGUUUUUAAAGAUGAAUUAGCAAAAAAUGUCUCGAACAAAACAUUUACUGUGAUAGAAGUUCUAGAAAAAGUUGUUGAAUAUUUUAUUGAUUUUGUAAAUGAUAACAGUUUCUCGGAGUUUAGGUUUUUGGGGUCAUUUAAUGACAUAGAAUAUGAGGCUGUGGGGAUAUUCUUUGAUAUUUGUUCGGGAGACACCAGUGAUAAUAGUGAGGUGGCAGAAAAAUUAAGAAAAGCCCUCAACAGCAAUACACAUUGUUAUAAUCUAGGGGUGAACAGCAAUGGUACCACUAUACUAUUUAAAGAGAGGAAGAGAUGAUUUUAUACGAAAAUAAUCACAAAUGAAAUUUACAUAAUACUUCCAAAUGAUGCCUUCAUAUAGAAUCUAUCCAACUUUUAAUUUACUCUUCGGGCAAUAGAUGGCGCUAGUCAGGCCAAAUUUGUCUAAAACUUUAUUAUAAAAGUAUUUUGUUUGUCAAACUAUUAUUAUUGCUUUGGCUGUGACCAGACUCGUGGAUGUAGCAUAGAAAAUAAAUGAUAAGAA